AUGAGCACAGCAGCCCCUCCAGCACGGCAGGAUCCUCUGACGGCCACCCCGGCCAGGUAACCGACGAGGUCGCCUCGCCUCGCCCGUCUUCUUUGCAGUGAGGUUCUGCUGUCGUGCAGGGUGGUGGCGAUGAUGACCGGAUGAUGCGUCUGCUCCGUGAGAUGGAAUUGGAGGGUUGUUCGAAGCUCGCUCCCAUAGCGUGAGUUGGGGUCAAAAAGGGAUGGUUCGUGGGCAAAAUGCAUGCGUCCAGAUGGUUUGUGUUUGCAGUGAGGAGGAGGAUGACUACGCUGCCCUCGUCAAGCCCAAGGGAAAGAAGGGCAAGAAGCGCAGCACCAACCGCCAGCAGCAGGAGCAGGCCGACUCGACGCGCCAGCAGCAUGGGGGCAACAGGGGCGGGGUGAGUGAGGACAGGAAAGACACAGUGGUUGUGGUGUGCUGUGGUGUGGUGUGGUGUGGUGUGGCGACGCUGACCAUCUGUCUGUCUGUUUGUAUUGAUUGUACCCUCUGUGUUUUUGUAGGUGGUGCAGACCAAGUUGCGCCUCGGCAACAUCUCCAAGGACGACGAGGACCAGCCGCCCGAGUCGUUCCUACACGUAAGGACACCCACCCGCUCGCCCGCCACACCGUCAGUCAGUCCAUCGUGCAUCCAUCGCCAUUUGACACAUCUGAAAGCCGGAAUGCCUCCCUUUUGUGUGAGCAGCCCAAGUUGCCCUCCAUCUGCUCCAAGCUCGACAGUCCCUCGCCUGGCCCCAAUCUCGCCCCCGUAGGCACAGCACACAUCAUCCAUUCCACACCACAGCUGAUGUAAGUCACACACAACGAGCCUGCACACUCCCCCUCUGUCUCUGUCUCUCCCUCUGUGUGUGUGUGUGUGUGUGGAUGCCUCCAGAAUGAGGUGGACGUCAUCAACAAUCUGGCCGCCAAGAACGGCCAAGGGGUCAUCAUCUCCAAGACCAAGGGCAAGAUUAAGUGGAGCAAGGGGUUCCCAGGACCCAGCUCGGGCGCACCGCACGACAGAGAAUCGCAACGGCAGCAGCGGCGGCGGCAUCCCACAGCCAAGGCAGCUCAGCACGAGAGGUGGAUUUGUCGAACUAACCAGCAGCAAGUGCGAAGCGAGUUCAAGCGCCUCAGCAGCGUCCAGAAAGGUGCCUUGGCCUCUUCUAGCAUAUCAAGAGGCACACACAGUAAGCUGUGACAGGCACCCGUCAGUGCAGAAGUAGUUUUUGGCGCCUUCCAGCCGUCGUCAUGGCCUCCCCCAACAGCCAUGCUGCGUCAUCAGCAGCAGCAGCGUCACGCCCCGCCCACACUCUCCGCCUACUCGACGGCCGUCAGAUAGCCCUCGGCCGCCGUCUCAACGGCAACGCCACGGCCAUCGGCCGCGUCUACGAGACCGAGCUGCCUCCCACCGGCGGCGCCAGAUCGUCAGCGCUGAAGCUGUUUGUCCUGCCCAGCAACCACGCGGACAAGAGGGAGCGGCUGAUCAAGGAUCCCGAGAUCGGGCAAGUGCGGCGAGGACUCGCCCCUCGUCGGCACAUACGAGCCCCACUGCCAUACCGACCCCAGCAGCCCCGCCACGCUCGUCAUCGAGCACCAGCACGGCCACGUGGUGAGGAGGAGUGUCUGGUCAUUGCUCUACAGCUGUUGGCAGGUGAGGGGGCGAUGCAUGCAGACCAAUACACGAUUCAUGCACACAUGGACCUCUCUGUGUCUCUCUUUUCUGUGUUAGGCAAGGAGUGGCAGCCGGUCGACGACUUCCUGAAGGAGCACAGCUUCAGCAAGCUGGCUCAGCUGAAGGAGACGAGGCCGAGAAGGACCCCGAGGACAUGGAGGGUCGAUGGCAGGCACAGCACAAGAGACAUGAUGUCUUCUCCGUCUGUCGAGUAUUGUUUGGUGUGGUGUCGGUAUGGUCAGGUCGCUCGAGGUUCGUUGUCUACAUUUUAUAUCUUCGUCGAUUCUUUGAGGAAGCUCCAAUGAACGCCAUGUUGCAGCUUCGCCGCGUGUCAGCUCUCCCACGACACCAACCUUUCUCUCUGUACUUCUGUCAAUAAUGAUGGUGCCCUCAACUCUGGAUGAUGUGCCUCACAUUCAUCCAUCCAAGUAAGACAGGCACAUAGACAGCAGACGAGACAGACAAAGAUGUCGCUUGCUCUUGUUGUUUGCUUGCCUGUCGUCCUCAGCCGUGACGCGUCAGCUGCUGGAGAUCCUCCCUUGUCGGGCCGCGACGUGGGUCUCGCCCGCACUGCACGUGUCGAGAACGAGAUGUUCGGCGCAGAAGAGGAAAUACGUCAGCCAACGACCCACACUACACCGAGCGCCGCACGCUA
Molecule: messenger RNA, 2324 nt
Organism: Vitrella brassicaformis
Lineage: Eukaryota; Vitrellaceae
Source: the annotation of a GenBank genome assembly